Messenger RNA from Sinocyclocheilus rhinocerous, 1804 nucleotides. RefSeq names its product synaptotagmin-11-like. Gene Ontology annotation, biological process: vesicle fusion; calcium ion-regulated exocytosis of neurotransmitter. The coding region runs from base 197 to 1585 and encodes 462 amino acids. The transcript has 4 exons. The record is from RefSeq and is a predicted model, not a curated record. Gene Ontology annotation, cellular component: synapse; exocytic vesicle; axon. Gene Ontology annotation, molecular function: calcium-dependent phospholipid binding; phosphatidylserine binding; calcium ion binding. Lineage: Eukaryota; Metazoa; Chordata; Actinopteri; Cypriniformes; Cyprinidae.
AUCUGACGCAGUGUAUCCCGACGCUCAGCAUCCUUCAGCGCGCGCAGCAUCCGACAACGGCCUGGAUCGGGCCAGACACGAGGACACCGCGUACCGUAGAGAUGUAGCCAUGAAUCAUCUACAUUAUAUCAACUAAACGAAGGACCGUCGACAUUUAUUGUUUAUUCAACGGCUGUUAUUGCGCCCAACCCUAAAAAUGACUGAGAUCACUGAAAUACGCGCGACGUACGAUAUGUCUCCAGUGCUGGCGGGGUUUAUCGGUGCUGGUGUGUUGGUCGUUGCAGUCAUUGCAGUAAUCUUUGUGUGGACUUGCUGUCAAAAACAUUACAACAGGACGAACUACAAGCUUCAUGGAAUCCAAUCGGAACAAAGUGAUCCUCUCACAGACCCUCCAUACAGGUUUAUUCACAUGCUGAAAGGAAUGAGCAUCUACCCUGACACGCUUACCAGCAGCAAGAGGAUCAUACGAAUGGCACGCCAGGCCAGAUCCCAGACCACCGACGGGGCUCAAAGCAACAAGGGCCGCCCACUGGUGCUCGUAGAUAUGGACUCGGCAGCAGAAAGUGGCCUGCUGGGAGAGAAACAAAUGCAGAUGAGGCUCGGGGAAAGUGGCCAUGUGGUUCCCAAGCUGGAGAGGGAACUUCCUGUGUGUGCGGAUUACUGCUGUCUGGACAGCAGCUCUGCUAGCAGCAGUCAGACCUCCAGUACUACGGUUUCCAACACGGCUACACCCUUCACCCCCGCAGAUGAGCCCAGCCGAGGAGAUCUCAGCAUUGCAAUCAACUAUAACUUCCCCAAGAAGGCAUUGGUGGUCACCAUCCUGGAGGCUCGGGGGUUACCGGCAGUGGAAGGCCAGGCGGGGAGUGCCGACCCCUAUGUGAAGAUGACCAUUCUCCCCGAGAAGAAACAUCGCGUUAAGACUCGGGUCCUGAGGAAGACUCUGGAACCUGCGUUUGAUGAGACCUUCACAUUUUAUGGCGUGCCAUACAGCUCCCUGUCGGAUCUCACUCUGCACUUCCUGGUGCUGAGCUUUGAUCGGUUCUCACGAGACGAUGUGAUCGGGGAGGCAAUGGUUCCGCUGGCAGGUGUGGACCCGAGUACAGGCCGGGUCCAUAUUACACAACAGAUCACAAAGAGAAGUAUGCAGUGCGUGAGCCGUGGAGAGCUGCUGGUCUCUCUGUCCUAUCAGCCUGUUUCUCACAGACUGAGUGUGGUGGUGUUAAAAGCGAAACACCUUCCAAAAUUGGACAUCACUGGCCUAUCUGGAAGUAAUUAUCCGUAUGUGAAGUUGAAUGUGUUCUAUGGCCACAAGCGCAUUGCCAAGAAGAAAACGCACGUGAAGAAAUUCACGCUCAAUCCAGUCUUUAAUGAAUCCUUCAUCUACGAUGUGCCAGCUGAGUUGCUGCCAGACAUCUCUAUCGAGUUCCUAGUCAUGGACUUUGACCGCACUACUAAAAACCAAGCCUUGGGACGCCUGGUGCUCGGCGCAAACAGCCCCUGCCCCUUGGGAGCCACUCACUGGCAGGAGGUCUGCCAAAAUCCACGACACCAAAUCUCAAAGUGGCACACGCUCAGCGAAUAUUAGAGCUUGACCAUGCUCUCUCUCCACACACACGCUCAAACACAGGCACACAGGAAACAUUUAAUGAUGAAAGAGAGAGUUUUGGGAAAAGAUGCCUUUGUUACCGUCACUACAUGGAAGGUAGCUGAUUAUCAGCAGGACUUGUAAAAAAAAAAAAAACAGAAUUGAGCCAACUUUUAUGUCGUUGCUAAUGCAAUGAUGGGCCUCGGAAAUGCAUCUUUU